GGGGGGGGCUGGGGGUCGGUGAGCAGGGAGACCGGCUGGGCUUGGUUUGCAGCUCCUUCUGUGAAGCAUGGACCUUGAGCCUGUUUAGCAUGCCGGGUAGAUAGUGGGAGCUUUGCUGGUUAGGGUUAUUUUUGGGGUGUACCCACGAGGAGCCCCUCUCUGCAACCUUCUCCAUCCUUGCUGGAGCAGGGGACGUGCUCUGACACCCGGGAAUCCAGACAUCACUUUGACAACUCUCUAUCUCAUUAGCACAUCUGUAUUUGAUGGCUUUGUUUGCAGCAUUGUUUGUAUCAUUUAUGGCAAUACAUCUAAACGAAGUACAGUUUUUUUUUUUGCUUUAAGUUUUGUUGGUUUUUCCUCAUUUCCAUUUUUUUCCCAUUUCCACUUUUUACUCAUUUCCAUUUUCUUCCCAUUUCCAAUUUUCCAUUGAAAAAAAACAACCACCUGCGAUUGUCCAAACGGGUGCAGAUCCUCAGGAAGAGGCAGGGGAAGGAGUGCUGACGAGGUCUGGCCACCGGCCUUGCCACCGUGCAGGUUUUGCUCUGUUGCCCAAGUGACGCGGUGUUACGAAUGCUGAUGGUUUCACCAGUGUUUUCUCUCUGAGAUCCUUGGUUAUUUUACCCAAGUUAAGUGAUGGAAAUAGAUGUUAAAGAAAUGAAAAUCACCCUUGGGUCUUUGCUAUUCAUAUCUGUGUGAAAGAUUCAAGGAUGCUCCAUGAAAACACAUCGGCUGAUUGCUUAGACACAGUAACAACAGGUACUGAAGAUGGGGCUUUCCAAAGAAAAGGCCAUAGUACAAGAAUUCUUAGCCCAGAAGAGAUUGAGAGAUUGGCAAAAGAUCAGGUUUUGGUGUCUGAGUUCAAGCAACUGAAACUGGAAAAAGAGGCACAGAAGAAUUGGGAUCUGUUUUACAAAAGAAACAGCACCAACUUCUUUAAAGACAGACAUUGGACAACCAGAGAGUUUGAAGAGUUAAAAGCAUGUCGGGAGUUUGCAGAUCAGAAACUGACCAUUCUGGAAGCUGGCUGUGGGGUUGGGAACUGCUUGUUUCCACUCUUGGAAGAAGAUCUGAACAUUUUUGUGUAUGCCUGUGAUUUCUCUCCCAGAGCUGUGGAGUAUGUGAAGAAAAAUUCCUUAUACAGCACUGAAAGAUGCAAAGUGUUCCAGUGUGAUCUUACCAAAGAUGACCUUCUAGAAAAUAUACCAGCAGAUUCCGUGGAUGUUGUCACUCUUAUAUUUGUUCUUUCUGCCAUUCAUCCUGACAAAAUGCAUCUUGUCUUGAAGAACAUUUACAAGGUAUUGAAACCAGGCAAAUGUGUCCUGUUCAGAGACUACGGACUGUAUGAUCAUGCAAUGCUCAGGUUUAAAUCUGGCAGCAAACUUGGAGAAAACUUCUAUGUUAGACAAGAUGGGACAAGAGCAUAUUUUUUUACUGAAGAGUUCUUGUCUCAGCUCUUCAAGUCUGAGGGAUAUGAGCAAGUGGUCAAUGAAUAUGUGCACCGAGAAACUGUGAAUAGGAAAGAAGACUUGCGUGUUCCAAGAGUUUUUCUUCAAAGCAAAUUUCAAAAGCCUUUCAGUAAGACAUAAGUCUUGCUGAUUAGCAAUAGCGUUGCCAAUAGCAUGUAGUUUUUCCUUGUACAUGCUCAUCUGUUCGGUAAACCAGAAGUGACUCCAUCCAGUAACUGUUGGUGGAUUUUGCCCUCAGAUAUGAAAUACGGAUGUUAAUUCUAAUUAAAAUUUAAGAGGUUUUGCAAAGCAGGACACUGCUGAGUAUCUGCAUCUUGUUUUAAAGUAAAACCUAUGCAGCAUUGUUGGAGGAUCAGGUAAAACAGACUAAAUAUUUUUUAACUUUAAGCUCUAGUUUUCAUUAUUUACUGGUAUAAUUGUUCUUAUUUCCAUUUUUAUUAAAAACGAUUUUAAAAUAAG
Molecule: messenger RNA, 1925 nt
Organism: Anas platyrhynchos (mallard)
Lineage: Eukaryota; Metazoa; Chordata; Aves; Anseriformes; Anatidae
Gene: METTL6
Product: methyltransferase 6, tRNA N3-cytidine
Source: RefSeq, a predicted model, not a curated record